Molecule: messenger RNA, 3124 nt
Organism: Xenopus laevis (African clawed frog)
Lineage: Eukaryota; Metazoa; Chordata; Amphibia; Anura; Pipidae
Exons: 10
Coding region: 71-2923 (950 amino acids)
Source: RefSeq, a predicted model, not a curated record
UCUGUGUCACCAGGAAUAAGAGCUCAAAGCCCAGAGAGUCGGUUACAGAGGUAGAGUCUGGCUGAACAUAAUGCUGCUCCUUGCCGAAAUGAUGCUGCUCUUGUUGGGCUCCUUUUGUCGAGGGGAAUUUUCUGCCCAGAUAGACAUGGAAGGUGUAAGGGGCUACAUUUCAAUGAAUAUUUCCUCACAGACAAUCACAGCCAAUCUCUCAGGAGCCUGUACGCAUGUAAAGAUUUCCAUACAUGAAUUUCCAGUCUUCUAUGGAGCAUCUCAGGAUCCCUGCCACACCCGUACCAUUGGACCUUCACAAUACCAACUCAGCUUGAAUGCUUCUUCUCAAGGAUCUUUCAAAAUCAAGCAAUGGCCCCUCGGACAGUCAGUGGUAGUGGAGGCAUGUGGUCAUCUUUCAUGCACUAAUCUUCAUGAUACCAGUGGCCCACUUCAGAUCUGGCAUGCCACAUUCCAUUCCUUUGUUGUAGGCCAUCUAUACUUCCUCAAAGUAAUGGAACAAGAUCCUAUUAUUGUUCUGACUGACUUGGCACAGUUGCAGGAAACCCCUGAAUCCCAUGCCUCAUUAUUUUUUGCAAAUAGCUGCGAUACACGUGUCAACCAAUCCUUGGGCAACUUCACAGUUGGGAACCGGACAUGGUCUUUGAGAAGCCGUAAAGAGCUGAUGCCUACCACUGUAAUGCCCUUUGUACUUCUUGAAUUCCAGAGUAAAAUAAUUUGUGUAAAACUAAAACCUCUGAGAUCAAAGAAAGCACUUGCGCAUUUCAGCAUGCAUGGUGUCAGUGGGCACUUGCUCUUCAUGCAGAACUCUCCUUUCCACCCUACUGAGCUAGAACUAAAACUAGGAAAUCUAAAAAGUCUUUUUGGGCAUUACAGCAUCCACUCUCUUCCUGUUCUUGCUCACCGAGGGCCUGGACAAAAUCUCUGUAAUCAGAAUGGUACUGGGGACAUCUGGAAUCCCUUAGGAGUUAACAGAAACACUUCUUCUUACCCAAAACAAUCAGGAAGUGGCCAUAAUCUGUGGCAAAUGGGAGACCUCAGUGGUCGUCAUGGUUCCUUUCAAGGAUAUGAAGAAAUAAGCACUAAUUUAAUAGACUGGAAUCUACCACUUUAUGGCAAUAACAGUAUUGUUGGUCGUUCUGUGGUUCUGUCUAAAACAGAUGGCAUAGAAUGGGUUUGUAGCACCAUAAGACAAGAGGGGGAUAUUGUCGUGGCAACUGCAUCAUUCCGUAAAGGAGCGGUUGGCAGAGUAGUGUUCCGCCAGCCUCUCGAAGAUUCAGACCAUGACCUUUCUAUUUUGGUGGAGCUCUCAUCUGUGUCUGGACAAAUGAGCAAUGGCCAUAACUGGCAUGUUCAUGAAUUUCCAUUACAACUGGAGUCAGACAGCUGUGCCAGUGUAGGAGCACAUUUCAACCCUCACAAUGUGUCAACAGGGGGAAACUACAAAUAUGAAUGCAAAUACAUGAAUCCCCUGCUCUGUGAACUUGGAGAUUAUGCUGGUAGACACACACCAAUCACCCUUGCAUGCCCUUACCCUACCAGAUAUUUGUUCACUGACUCCUACUCAUCUAUAACUGGUCCAACUUCCAUUUUAGGAAAAGCAUUAGUUAUUCAUGGUCCUGAUGGAGCCGCAUACCGGUUAGCCUGUGCGAAUAUAAUACCCCAACAUCCCAUAGAAGGCAAAACAGGACCUUGGUUUGGAUCUGGUGAUGCCCAGGGCAUGCUAACUGCUUCACAGAUCUCAGACCUGGAUCCAACAACUGUAAACAUUACUUUCCAUGAACUAAAAAACAGAAGUGGUGGCUAUCAUAUACAUCAACUGCCAGUCAUAAGUGGUUCUAUGGAUCCCUGUUCAAAUUCCCUCAUUAAAGGUCACUUCAAUCCCUUUGGGGUAAAUGUAUCAACAUCCCCACCAGCGGGAAAUGGGACUGAUGAUGAAUAUGAGAUGGGUGAUAUAAGUGGUCGACGUGGACUAUUGAUGGGCAAAGACCAUCUGGUCACACAAUUCACAGACACAAAUUUCCCUCUUUCAGGGACUCAUAGCAUCCUGGGACGAUCUCUAGUCAUUCACUACACCAAUGGCUCCCGAAUGCAGUGUGCCAACUUUCUUCCCGACUUAAAGUCCGGUGGAGAUUACGUUCGUGCUCAAGCUAAUUUCAAUGGCACCAUAAGUGGAAGCAUCUCCUUGAGCCAGGUGAUAUAUCCAGAUGGAGGGUCCAGUGAUACCAUCAUUCUGGUGGAUCUCCUUUCUACUCCAGGAAAUGCCAACAAGAGCACCAACCUUCAGUGGUACCUUCCCAGUGAGGCCACAGGAAUGGAAUUCUACAAUCCAUAUGAAAUUCCAGUACAGAUGAAUCACACACAGGGUGAAAAGAUGUGCGGCUCACUGAACCCCCUUCAUUGUAAGGUUGGAGACCUAACUAGCAAACAUGGAACCAUAAGUGCUGGGAACAGAAAUCUGCUCACUGACAUCAACCUUCCUCUAACCGGCGACUUUACAGUCAUUGGAAAAUCCCUAGUGCUAAAGCCAGACACCCUGGAACCUGUAUCUGCAAAAAUUCUGCCCGACGUGCCUCUUUUUACACUUUACUCACCAACUGUAACUCCAUUUAACAGGACAGCUUUCUGCAAGACAGUGUCCACUGCUUUAAAAGUUCCCACCUGGAAAAUAAUUUUGAUAUCGAAAAGCCAAGGCAGAAAUGAGACGUGCUAUCAGGUCACCUUCUUCAUCAUUGGGUUUAACGACAAAAUUGCAGUGGCCUCGUUAGUAUCUCCAGGCUCGUUAGGAUUUUUUCCUAAUUCAUCAUCAUGCCAGCCAGUGUCACAGCUUUCUGGAGCCUACAGAACCUCAGCCUUUUCUGGAAUUGGCUACUUCAUUGUUGUUUUAUUCCUUCUCAGAAUUCUACAUUUUUAACAAAUACCCACUAAUGCACAGCCCGAUAAGUAAUCUAGAUUUCAUUUAGCUUCUCCUCUUCUCUGUACAUGCAAGGAAGAAAUGUUUUUAGUUAGGAAUAAAAUAAAAUGUUGAACAUUCUUGUAUUUUACAUGUGUUGAUAAUCUUGGACAAUUUAUGAUGUCAUAUGACUUGUUAUACAAUAAAAAUGUGUAUAGUGGA